AUGGUCCAAAAGAUUGUGUUUAUUACCGGAAAUGAGAAUAAGCUGAAGGAAGUUAAGAUGCUCCUGGCAACAGGCGAGAGCGAAGAACCCAUUUUUGAGCUGACGAGCGCCAAUAUUGAUCUUCCAGAGAUGCAGAGCGGGAGCCUCGAAGAGAUUGCCAAAAUCAAGGUUUCAGAGGCAUUAAAACACAUUCCUAAGGGCCAAGCUGUUUUCGUGGAGGACACCGCCUUGUGCUUCGAUGAAUACAACGGUUUACCGGGCGCUUAUAUCAAAUGGUUCAUGAAGAGCAUGGGUCCUGAGAAGAUCGUUCGCAUGUUGGAUGGAUUUGAGAACAAGGGUGCCGAGGCGAUCACCACAGUUGCUUACGGCGACUCAGAGGGCAAGAUUCACAUAUUUCAAGGCAGAACCAAAGGCAAGAUCGUGGAACCACGCGGUCCACCAACAUUCGGGUGGGACUGCCUGUUCGAGCCCACCGAGGGCACCGGCAGCACGUACGCAGAAAUGGAGAAGAAGGACAAGAACAAGAUUUCUCAGAGGUCCAAGGCUUUUGCACAGUUGAAGAAGUAUUUGUACACCCAGGCCGCGUAA
This is a messenger RNA of Lachancea thermotolerans CBS 6340, 588 nucleotides long. It is a transcript of the gene HAM1, whose product is annotated as nucleoside triphosphate pyrophosphohydrolase HAM1. Gene Ontology annotation, biological process: nucleoside triphosphate catabolic process. NCBI's taxonomy places the organism in Eukaryota, Fungi, Ascomycota, Saccharomycetes, Saccharomycetales, Saccharomycetaceae. Bases 1 to 588 code for a protein of 195 amino acids. Gene Ontology annotation, molecular function: nucleoside triphosphate diphosphatase activity. Gene Ontology annotation, cellular component: cytoplasm. The record is from RefSeq and is a predicted model, not a curated record. The transcript has a single exon.